Messenger RNA from Clunio marinus, 321 nucleotides. NCBI's taxonomy places the organism in Eukaryota, Metazoa, Arthropoda, Insecta, Diptera, Chironomidae. The record is from the annotation of a GenBank genome assembly.
AUGCUUAAAUUCAAUCAUUUUGAUUUUUGUAAGAGAAAUUUUUUGGUUUUAGUUUUUGCCAACAUUCUUGAAGCACUUGCAGAAAAGGAGAGUAAGAAAGGCAUCUUCAACAACAAGCAGACAGAAAGGGAAAAAAUUAGAUACUCAUUCUUUCUAAUGGAUACAAUUCCAGUGGAAUUUAAAUUGAUGUCUGCUCUCGGCAAGUUCUUUUUUGACAUUGGAGAAAUGCACCUUCAAAGUAUUUUGAUGCAGGGAAUUCAUAAAAUGAACUUUCAAAAGAACCGGAAAGUGGUUGAAUAUCUUAAAUCGGCUUUAACGUAA